Messenger RNA from Zingiber officinale, 1125 nucleotides. RefSeq names its product MADS-box transcription factor 50-like. Bases 278 to 916 code for a protein of 212 amino acids. Gene Ontology annotation, biological process: positive regulation of transcription by RNA polymerase II. NCBI's taxonomy places the organism in Eukaryota, Viridiplantae, Streptophyta, Magnoliopsida, Zingiberales, Zingiberaceae. Gene Ontology annotation, cellular component: nucleus. Gene Ontology annotation, molecular function: RNA polymerase II cis-regulatory region sequence-specific DNA binding; protein dimerization activity; DNA-binding transcription factor activity, RNA polymerase II-specific. The record is from RefSeq and is a predicted model, not a curated record. The transcript has 7 exons.
AUCAUAGUCAAACCUUCCUCCUUCCAUUUCCUUGGCGUCUCGUUUUUUCCUUUUCCGGGAAAGGAGAGGAGCGACAAUUAUGGUAACAAAACUCAACCUCCUCUUCUUGUAUAUAAAAAGACUUGCUUGGUUCUCGACCUCUUCAUCGUGGUUGCCUUUCUUUUUUGGUGGUUGAUCUCCACUUGCGCCGUGAUCGAUCGAGAGCCACCGCCUCCUCCUAGCUCGUGUAGGGCUAAUUUCUUUAGAUCGAUCGGGGGGAAGCGAAGACGGAGGGAAGAUGGUGAGGGGGAAGACGCAGAUGCGGCGGAUAGAAAACGCGGCGAGCCGGCAGGUGACCUUUUCGAAGCGGCGGAACGGCCUCCUCAAGAAGGCGCACGAGCUCUCCGUCCUCUGCGACGCCGAGGUCGCCCUCAUCGUCUUCUCCGCGAGGGGAAAGCUCUACGAGUUCGCCAGCUCCAGUGUACAGAAUACGAUUGAACGGUAUAUGUCACACAGAGAAGAAGUUGAAAUCAAUAACAAAGACUCAGAAAGGACCAUGGAGCAAUGGAAAUGUGAAGCCGCAGACAUGUCAAAGAAGAUAGAGCACAUUGAAGCUCAGAAAAGGAAGAUCUUGGGUGAAAACUUGGGAUCAUGUUCCGCAGAGGAGUUGAACGAGCUCGAGGUUCAACUAGAGAAAAGCUUACGCAGCGUAAAGGAAAAAAGAAGAAGAAUGUUGGAAGAGCAAAUUGCACAGCUAAAGGAGAAAGAGAAUUCACUUCUGAAGGAGAAUGCAUCAUUGCUCGAACAGGUGAACUGCAAGUCAGAACCUCAAUUAACACUAACUGCAAUCCGAGAAGAUGAUACAGAUGGUCACGCUCGAAAAGAGCAUACGGAAGUAGAAACCGAGCUGAUGAUCGGAAGGCCAGGCAGUCGAUAGGUCAAGUGAUCAUCAUCCCAAGCGAGAUGACCUCUAGGUACUCUCAUGGUGUCACAGAAUCUGUUCCAACAUGUGCGCCAUAAAAAAUGCUUAUGCAAGAGCUGUAUUAUUCAUGACUUGGUAGCCAAGUUUAGAUCGAAACAGUAAUUGUAAGAAAUUGCUGUAGUUGAUUUCUUCCCUGAAUUAUAAAUCUGAUAAAUGUUCUUAAA